Cicer arietinum (chickpea) is the source of this 953-nucleotide messenger RNA. Its product is annotated as ycf3-interacting protein 1, chloroplastic. Gene Ontology annotation, cellular component: chloroplast thylakoid membrane. NCBI's taxonomy places the organism in Eukaryota, Viridiplantae, Streptophyta, Magnoliopsida, Fabales, Fabaceae. Gene Ontology annotation, biological process: photosystem I assembly; response to photooxidative stress. The record is from RefSeq and is a predicted model, not a curated record.
AAAAUGGUAAAGGAAAGGCAGAUUAGAGAAUAAUAAAAAGAUGAUAGGAUAGAAAAAGAAGGUACGGUUGAUAGAUAGCAAUGGCAUCAUCAUUAUUAUCAUCACAACCGUUGCCACUAACACUACCUUCACUUCCAACCUUUCUCUAUUAUAAUCAAAUUCACACACACUCUCUCUUUACCAACCGAACUCAAUUCACCAAUCUCACCACCGCAUAUCGUCGAACAUCUACCGUGCUUUCCUUCGUUCCCUUUGUUGGGAAUGAAGAUACUGAUUUCCUUGUUUCCUCUACACAGCAUCUUGAUGAUGAUGAUGAAGACGAAGAACCAACCGCUGAGGACCUUGAAUAUGUUGCCCAAAUCAAAAGGGUUUUGGAGCUUCUUAGGAAAAACAGGGACAUGCUCUUUGGGGAGGUCAAACUAACCAUAAUGAUUGAGGAUCCUAGAGAUGUUGAGAGAAAAAGAUUACUUGGUAUUGAAGAUCUUGAUGCCCCAACAAGAGAUGAUCUAGUUGCCGCUUUGGAAGAAGUGAAUGAUGGGAAAAUUCCAAAGGAUAGAGUUGUUCUUCAGAAGCUUGCUGAGGAAAUGAUUUCUUGGCCUAAUUUAGAGGCUGAACCAUUAAAGAAAAAGCCCAAAAAAUCUUUAUAUGCAAAAACCACUGACACCGGAAUUGAUCCUCAAGUGGCUGCAAAGAGACUAAACAUUGACUGGGAUUCUGCUGCUGAAAUUGAAGAUGUGAAUACUGAUGAUGAAUCAGAUGUGCCUCCAGUGUUGGGCUAUGGAGCACUAUACUUGGUUUCAGCUUUCCCUGUAAUUAUAGGUGUUUCAGUAGUUUUGAUUUUGUUUUACAAUUCCCUCCAGUAGAAACUGGCAUUGCACUCAAAUUCAGUGUAUAAUAUAUUACUAUAUUGAAAUGAGUUAGUACUGUAUAUCACAAUGUUCACCUAACAUCAA